UUAUUUUCAACACUCCCCCUCAAGUUGAGUAAUGGCAUUUCCGAUACUUAACUUGUCCAGAACUUCUCUGAAGACUUUUGUGUUUACAGCCUUAGUCAAUAUGUCAGCCAACUGUUCAUCCGAUCGUAUGAAAGGAAGUUCAAUGAUCCCACUAUCGAGCUUCUCUUUGAUGAAAUGCCGAUCGAUCUCCACGUGUUUGGUUCUGUCGUGUUGUACGGGAUUUUCAGAUAUACUAAUCGCAGCUUUAUUGUCACAGAAGAGCCGACUUCCCCUUCUUGGAGGAAAGCCAAUCUCUGUGAGCAAUCUCCGAAGCCACAGGAUUUCAGUUAUCCCACUUUUUACUCCUCUGAAUUCUGCCUCUGCACUUGAUAGGGCCACUACUUUCUAUUUUUUGCUUCUCCAUGUGACCAAGUUUCCUCCAACGAAGAUACCGGACAAUUCUCAAAGCUGCCUCCAUAUGCUCCUUCUGGGGUUUGUGCAUAAACUGACUUACUAUUCCAACUGCAUAUGUGAUGUCGGGCCGUGUAUGGGAGAGAUAGAUGAGUUUCCCAACAAGGCGCUGGUAUUUUCCUUGAUCUGUUAAGUCAGCUCCCUCAACAAUUGUUAAUCCAUGAUUUAUCACAAUCGGUGUUUCUGCAGGUUUACACUCGAGUAGCCCAGUUUCUGCAAGUAAGUCAAGGACAUACUUUCUUUGUCUCAGGAAGAUUCCCUUUUUCGACCUUAAAAUCUCAAUUCCAAGGAAGUACUUCAGAGAUCCAAGGUCUUUCAUUUCAAAUUCCAGGAACAAGUUUUUCUUCAGGUUUACUAUCUCUUCAACAUCGUCUCCUGUGAUAAUCAUGUCAUCAACAUAAAUGAUUAAACAUGUUACCUUUCCUUCUCUUCGUUUCAC
Salvia miltiorrhiza (redroot sage) is the source of this 889-nucleotide messenger RNA. RefSeq lists its product as uncharacterized. Lineage: Eukaryota; Viridiplantae; Streptophyta; Magnoliopsida; Lamiales; Lamiaceae. Bases 32 to 583 code for a protein of 183 amino acids. The transcript has 2 exons. The record is from RefSeq and is a predicted model, not a curated record.